Molecule: messenger RNA, 395 nt
Organism: Symbiodinium necroappetens
Lineage: Eukaryota; Dinophyceae; Suessiales; Symbiodiniaceae
Source: the annotation of a GenBank genome assembly
GCUACUGGGGCUGGCAGCUGAGUUUGCAUCUCAACAGGGAAGCUCAGUGGCAAACAGGAGUGAAAGUUGCUUCCGGAGAGGCUCCAGAGGCCAAAAUCCGAACCGGAAGAGGCGCCUUCGUUUUCCUUGUUUCACGCCAGCGUCUCGAAGAGCGAGUGAACCUUGGCAAGGUGUUGAAGUACUCCCUCGGCGAGGAGGAGGACUUCAUGGAAGCUUUACCGCUCCCCUUGCAGGACGACGAGUCUGAGAUCUUGAAGCACUGCUGGUGGCGUGUGCUGAAGGGCAAGGUUGGGGAGAAGAGCGCUAUCAUGCAGAUCACCAUGCCGGAGGAGCUCAUUGGCGAGCUGCGGCAGCCGAUGGAGGACCUUCUGCAGAGCUUCCGUCUUGGCGGCUGA